Molecule: messenger RNA, 1128 nt
Organism: Candidozyma auris
Lineage: Eukaryota; Fungi; Ascomycota; Pichiomycetes; Serinales; Metschnikowiaceae
Exons: 1
Coding region: 1-1128 (375 amino acids)
Cellular component (GO): endoplasmic reticulum
Molecular function (GO): adenyl-nucleotide exchange factor activity
Source: RefSeq, a predicted model, not a curated record
AUGAGACUAUCCCUUGUUGUUGGAGCCUCCAUCCUAGCCCUUCCCGUGAUAUCUCUGCAGAUCUGCGCCUCCGACAACGAUUGCUACCCUGAGGUGUUUGAGCCCACCAACGAGUGGCAGGUGGUUAGGGAGGGGCAGCACAUUCCUAAGGGAUUGCAUGUUCGAAUGAAUAUGGACACGAAUGAGAGAGAGGCUAAGUUGCUAGAUCCUAAUGAGACUGAUGGUGCUGAGUUGGUGGCGGUUGAUAAUCAGGAAGAGGCUCACGAAGAGACUCGCAAGCAGAUAGAGGAGGCACUUGCGAAGUAUAAGGAGCAGGUGAAAACGUACAAGAGGUCGAAGGUUAAUGAGGGAGAACUUAAUGACUUUGGGUCUGCUGUGGCAGAGAUCAUGAAUUUUGACGAUGACUUGGGGAGAGCCGAAGAGGCACUUAAUACUCUUAGUGAGUUAGCUCACGAUAGAGAGUUUGGUGUGAGACUAACGCAGAAGCCUGAUAUUUUUGAGAAGAUCCAUACUAUUGCUCUCGAGGUCAAUGAACCUAGAAUCAAGGAGACUUGCUACGGAAUUCUUGGAGCAUCUUUGAGCAAUAACCCAGAGGCAGUGACCAAUGUGUUGCAGAACCAGCCUUCGCUUUUCGUCGAUACGCUCUUUGGGGUGCUUCGCCAAAAGGAUACCACUGAUAGAAUCCAAAAAAGAGUGUUGGGUGUUCUUCAGGGACUCACGUCGGACGCCAAAUUUGUUCAGCAGAGAAUUGGCGAUAUCAUCACGGUGUUUCCAUCAUUGGGGCAACAGGCAAAGGAUCGAGUGGCUGUUAUUCUUGAGGACCUCAACUUGACUGAGAAAGCAAGCAAGGCCGACGAGAUGGUGUCCAACUACCUUCAGGAAUGGUUAUCGGCGGCCAAAUCCACCUCUGAGUUCCAGUUCAAACAGUAUUUCAAAACGCUUGCUGAGCUUCACGAGACCGGUCUUCUCAAGCCAUCGAAGCAAUUCUUGCUCUGGCUCAGUGAGGAAACAGAAAAGAGAAAAGCCGACAAGGACGCCAAAGACGUAGACUUCAACAAGUUCAUGCUCGAUGCCCGUCACGUUAUUUUCGGCAACCCAAACGCUGCUCGCAAGGCCGACGAGCUUUGA